AUGGCACGAACGAAGUCUAAGAAGCAAACGCAUCUAGGUGCCAGCAAUGGCCCUGGGAAGAAAGCUACUCCGGCAAACUCUGGUUCCAGAGCGCCGAAAAGCAUGGUCAUCCGAAUUGGAGCUGGAGAGGUGGGACCGAGUGUGAGCCAGCUAGUGAAAGAUGUACGAUCAAUGAUGGCGCCUGAUACAGCAGCGAGGUUAAAGGAGAGAAAGGCGAAUAGGCUGAGGGAUUAUCUCACCAUGUCUGGUCCUCUGGGGGUGACCCACCUUAUGCUGUUCUCGAGGUCCGAAUCUGGGAAUACAAACAUGAGGCUUGCGAUUACUCCGCGCGGACCAACACUACAUUUUCAGGUGGAGAAAUACUCUCUGUGCAAGGAUGUGAGGAAGGCUUUGAAACAUCCAAAAGGUGGUGGAAAGGAAUACAUCACCCCGCCGUUGCUUGUUAUGAACAACUUCACUUCUCCCACCGACUCAGAAUCCGAAAACAAAAUACCGAAACACCUUGAAUCUCUCACCACUACCGUCUUCCAGUCCCUUUUCCCGCCAAUCUCCCCACAAACCACACCACUUACUUCAAUUCGACGGGUCAUGUUACUAAAUCGUGAACUUCCCAAAGAUGGUGACGACGGUUCAUAUGUUAUAAAUCUCAGACACUAUGCCAUCACAACGAAAGCCACUGGUUUGUCAAAACCGCUUCGAAGAUUAAACGCUGCCGAGAAGCUUUUACAUUCACAGAAGGCUAAAGGCAAAAAAGGUGGACUGCCAAAUCUUGGAAAACUGGAGGAUAUCGCCGAUUAUAUGGUAGGAGGGGCGGAUGGCUCGGGAUACAUGACGGAUGCCACUAGUGGAAGCGAGGUUGACACUGACGCGGAAGUGGAGGUUGUAGAAACUAGAGCAAAGAAACUCCUAUCAAAAAGGCAAAAAGACCGGGAAGAUGGCAAGGGCAAAAACACAGGUAACAACGUCGAAAAGCGGGCCGUUAAGCUUGUGGAAUUAGGUCCUAGAAUGAGAUUGCGGAUGACGAAAGUCGAGGAGGGCGUGUGCAGUGGGAAGAUUAUGUGGCAUGAAUAUAUCCACAAGACGAAAGAAGAGAUCAAGGAUAUGGAGAAGAUGUGGGAGAAGAGACGACAAGAAAAGGAAGUCAGGAAGCGGAUUCAGAGGGAAAAUGUUGAGAAGAAGCGGAAGGCUAAGGGUCUUGGUGCAAAGAAGGACGAGGGUGACGAUGAAGAUGAAAUGGACGUUGAUGAGUGGGAUAGUGAAGGUCUCGAAGGAGACGGCGAGAUGGAGCUGAAUGAGGAUAUGGAUGAAAGAGGCGAGUGGGAGGAUGAAGAGGAAGAGAUUGCUGCUGGGUGA
Messenger RNA from Venustampulla echinocandica, 1353 nucleotides. RefSeq lists its product as uncharacterized. The record is from RefSeq and is a predicted model, not a curated record. Gene Ontology annotation, biological process: ribosomal large subunit assembly; rRNA processing. Bases 1 to 1353 code for a protein of 450 amino acids. The transcript is spliced from 2 exons. Gene Ontology annotation, cellular component: preribosome, large subunit precursor. Lineage: Eukaryota; Fungi; Ascomycota; Leotiomycetes; Helotiales; Pleuroascaceae. Gene Ontology annotation, molecular function: rRNA binding.